UAUAAACAUUCUGCCCUGGUGAGAAACUUUCAGAUUCUCAGAACACUUCUGUUUGCUGUGAACCAUGAUCUCCAGGACUACACUGAACCUGGUUCUCCUGGCCAUGUUGGCUGUGCUGGCUGAAUCCUCAUGGGGCAAUGGUAAAGGAAAUUCAUAUAAUUAUGACCUCUCCAAAAUGUCGGAUCUGAGGAAGUUGUACAACUCCAAAGUAUUCAAGGCAGAAAGGAUGACCAGACCUCUAGAGGGUUUGUCUUUUCAGCAUGGCAUAAUCAGCCACUCAGGAGUCAGAGCUACUCUUGAAGAUGGCACAAAAUGGCUGGUUCAUAAAGGGGACGGCUAUGGCAUCUCAUCUCAAACUGUUGUUGUGGAUGCCCGUCACAUGAGCACAAACUGGAAGAUUGUUGAGACGAAAAAUUUUGGUGGGAGCAAGACAGUGUCAGAUUUUGUGAAGGCUGGAGGAACGGACUACAAACUCAUCUUUGAUAACUGCCAUGAUGCAUCUGGCCGGAUGAUGAAAGAUUGAUAUGACAACUACUUUUCAAAUUUGCUGCACGUUUUAAAGAGAGUAUUAGUCUAAUACAUGGUGAAAUGUAACAUGUAUUGCAGUUAUGUUGCUUCAACAAGUGUCGCAUUUUGUUUCGUUUGCUUUUCAUAUAUUUUUCUUAAUUUUCAGGUGGUUUAUUUUAUAGCUUAUUUUGAAUGAAUACUUCACAGGCAUCCACUUUUCUUUAAAGUGCACUUUCAUGGGCUGUCAAACUUCUAAAUAUAUGAUUCACAUCAGAGAUGUAGCCUUGUGAGCAAGCAUUCUGUUUCAACAAUAAAUAAUAAAUAAAUGUU
This is a messenger RNA of Triplophysa rosa, 837 nucleotides long. RefSeq lists its product as uncharacterized. The record is from RefSeq and is a predicted model, not a curated record. Bases 65 to 523 code for a protein of 152 amino acids. The transcript is spliced from 4 exons. Lineage: Eukaryota; Metazoa; Chordata; Actinopteri; Cypriniformes; Nemacheilidae.